GGGAUGGUCAAAAAAAAUUUUUUUUGUUUCGAAUAAAUGAAUUAUAUUAUGAACUAAUCGGUUAUAAUUUUCAUCUUAUCAACGUCGUACUAUAUACCACACUACAUUAUCAUCAUCAUCAUUGUAAUAGUAAAUGAAAUUCAACAAAAACAACAAAACACAUUGAUAUCGAAAUUUGAAAACAAUGAUAACUGGUGGUGGUAACGGUAAUGGUAGUAAUCUUGGGGGCUGUGGUAGUGGUGUAACAUCAUCAUCAUCGGGUAGAUCCACCCCAUAUGAUUCAGUAGCAACAAAUAGUAUUAUUUCACAGAAUAUGAUGAUGAUGAUGACAGCAACGGCGACAUCGCAACAUUUGAACACACCGAUUACAACAUCUUCUUCAUCAUCAUCAUCGGCUAUAAGAUUUGAAGAUAAACCACCGGCACCACCGGUACGAUUAGCAUCAGCUCGUGAUCAUAAUUCCAUCGUACCAAUCAUACCAUUGAAUCAAGUUAAUAAUAAUAACGGAAGUAAUAAUAAUCUAAACAACAAUAAUAAUAAUCACGAUUAUAUUACGAAUAAUCACAAUAAUAAUAACAAUAUACCAUUGGAUAUGCGACCAUUACCAAAAGUUCCAUCCGAAGAGGAUAAUAUUGGUGGUGGUAAAGAAGGAAAGAAAAUUUCGGCAUUUAAAAAAUCAAAACUUCGAAGUUCAAUGAAAAAAUCUUCAUCAAAUGAAUCUACAACGGCAAAUAACAACAACAAUAAUAAUAAUAAUAAUAACGCUAAUAAUAAUUCUGGUUCGAAAUCAAAUGGAUCAUCUGCAAGAAAUUCAUCGGAAGCUGAUCGUGGUUCCGGUGGUAGUACAAAUGGUACAUUUACAAUUAGUGGUGUUGGAUUUUUUAGCCGUAAUAAAUCAUCAUCAUCAUCAACAACAGCAGCAGCAACAACAACAUCUGAGCAUCAUUCAUCGGAAAGUGGCGGUGGUGGUGGUAAACCAAUCAUAUCACCACCAACAAAUUUCGAACAUACAUUACAUGUUGGUUUCGAUCCGAAUACUGGUGAAUUUACUGGUAUGCCAAAAAAUUGGUAUGUUAUGUUGAAAAAUUCCAAUAUUUCAAAAUUGGAACAAAAGAAAAAUCCACAAGCUGUGAUCGAAGUGCUCAAAUGGUAUGAAGAAUCAACAAAAAAAGAUAUUAUGGAAAAGGGAUUUAAAUAUAUGACAAUGGAUACAGAAUCAACAUCACAUUCCUCAUCGGAUAAAUCAUCAAUAUCUGGAUCACAUCAUCAUAUAAAUAGUUUUUUACAUCAUGGCCAUCAUACACAUCAUGGACAUCCACAUCAUCAUUAUAAUGAAUUAUUAUUAUCUGGUUCACAGCCAACACUUUCAAGCCAUCAUUAUAAUAAUAAUAAUAAUCAUUAUCAUGGUGGUGGAUAUCAUCCAAGCCAUCAUCAUCAUAUACAUCUUUCAACAUCACAAACACAACAACAACAAGGGUCAUCAUUGUAUCAACAUCGACCAUCACCAGCAUUACCUCCACCAACGCCUCAAACUAAAUUAAAUAAUUCCGGUCUACCACCGACACCACCAAGAGCACCUGGAACAAAACUUGGAUCAUCAUCAACGACCGUACAACAGCAGCAGCAACAACAGCAUCCGAUAACUGGUAUAAUAUCAUCAUCAACAUCAUCGUCAUUAUCGACAUUUUCAACUUUAACAACAACCACCAGCCCUACCGGUGGUUCGACUAGUCCAACAGCAACAUCAUCAUCAUCAGAUGAUAUACAUUGUACAACAGCAACCGGACAAACAUCAGCAUGUAGCCUUUUAACAUCGGCAACAAAUUCAUCAACAUUGGCCGGUAGUGGCUUAGGGGUGGUAACCACCACCACUGGAAUCGACAAUAAUAAUGUAACCAUAAUUGGAUCAAUUUUAUCAUCAUCUGGUUCCGGUUCAAUAUCAAGUUCAUCAUCGAUGAAUUGUUUUUCAUCAGCAAGUGGUGGUGGUGGUGGACCAGCAUUGAAAUUAUCGAAUAGUGGCAAUAGUAUUGGUAGUAAUGGUAGUGGUGUCGGCUCUGCUGCUUUGCCAUCGUUAACCGAAACAAUAUCACCAUCUUCAUCAUCAAUGUUGAAGAAAUUACAAUCAAUAGAUUUGAAUCAAAAUGAAUCAAUUAUCAACAUAAAUAAUAAUAAGUCAUCAUCAUCGAUACCGCCGCCAAUUAAUCCUAGACCAGAAAAAACAAAAUCCAUUUAUACGAAACCAAUUUCACCACGUGAUAUUCUUAAUAAUAAUAAUAAUAAUUCGAAUCAAAACAUGACAAUCGCUCAAUCAGCGGCAUUUGCCAAAACGAUUCUGAUGAUGAAUCCUGGUCAACUUCAACAACAGCAGCAACAUUCUCAUAAUAAUAAUAAUAAUAAUAAUGUCCAAUCAUCAAUGUUACCACCACCGACACCACUAUUGAAACCACGUGUGCCUAAACCGAAUCAAAUCGCUGCAAAUAAAAUGUCUGAUGACGAGAUUUUAGAACGAUUACGAUCAAUAGUUACUAUCGGUGAUCCACAUCGAAAAUUUACUAAAAUGGAACGUAUUGGACAAGGGGCAAGUGGUGUUGUAUAUACGGCCAUUGAAAUUAGUACCGGAAUGCAAGUAGCUAUUAAACAGAUGAAUCUAUCACAACAGCCAAAAAAAGAAUUGAUUGUCAAUGAAAUACUUGUGAUGCGUGAGAAUAAACAUCCAAAUGUAGUGAAUUAUCUGGAUUCAUAUCUAGUGGGCGAAGAAUUAUGGGUAGUAAUGGAAUAUCUAAGCGGUGGAUCAUUAACCGAUGUGGUUACUGAAACCUGUAUGGAAGAAGGUCAGAUUGCUGCCGUUUGUCGUGAAGUAUUGCAAGCAUUGGAAUUUCUUCACUAUAAUCAUGUUAUACAUCGUGAUAUAAAAUCCGAUAACAUAUUGUUAGGCCUUGAUGGAUCAGUAAAAUUGACUGAUUUUGGUUUCUGUGCACAAAUAUCACCCGAACAAAAUAAACGUACAACAAUGGUCGGUACGCCAUAUUGGAUGGCACCGGAAGUUGUUACACGUAAACAAUAUGGACCAAAAAUUGAUAUAUGGUCACUGGGUAUAAUGGCCAUCGAAAUGAUUGAAGGUGAACCACCAUAUAUGAACGAAAGUGAUCCAUUACGGGCUAUUUAUCUGAUCGCAACAAAUGGAAAGCCGGAAAUUAAAGAGAAAGAAAAAUUAUCGCUUUUAUUUCAAGAUUUCCUGGACAAGUGCCUUGAGUGUGAUGUUGAAAAACGAUGGUCAGCAUCUGAAUUACUAAAACAUCCAUUCUUGAAGACAUCAAGUCCGUUAUCAACAUUAAAUCCAUUAAUAUUAGCAGCAAGAGAAGCAGCACGUACUCAUUGACUAGAUGUAUCUGGAGAAAAAUUUCCUAAUCAUUGACAAUUUUUUUUAUAUGCGUGUUUGUGUAGCAUGAUGUGAUGUAAUAUUCUAUUCUAUCUAUCCAACAUUUAAGAUAUUGAAUUUUCAAAUCUUUUUUUUCUCUAAACGGCUCUUCCGUCACGUUAUAUUAAGAAUCGACGUGAUUAUAUAUUAA
Messenger RNA from Dermatophagoides farinae (American house dust mite), 3569 nucleotides. Its product is annotated as serine/threonine-protein kinase Pak. Gene Ontology annotation, biological process: protein phosphorylation. NCBI's taxonomy places the organism in Eukaryota, Metazoa, Arthropoda, Arachnida, Sarcoptiformes, Pyroglyphidae. The record is from RefSeq and is a predicted model, not a curated record. Gene Ontology annotation, molecular function: protein serine/threonine kinase activity; ATP binding.